Pangasianodon hypophthalmus (striped catfish) is the source of this 758-nucleotide messenger RNA. It is a transcript of the gene dnajc12, whose product is annotated as DnaJ (Hsp40) homolog, subfamily C, member 12. The transcript has 6 exons. NCBI's taxonomy places the organism in Eukaryota, Metazoa, Chordata, Actinopteri, Siluriformes, Pangasiidae. Bases 80 to 634 code for a protein of 184 amino acids. The record is from RefSeq and is a predicted model, not a curated record. Gene Ontology annotation, cellular component: cytoplasm.
UUUGGUUUUCCAUACUCGCUGCUCCGCCUCGCGUACAUUUCAGCAACUGAUAGCGAGACCCAGAAACUCCAAGUGUCUGAUGUCGAGAGCACAGAUCACUGAGGGUGCUUCCACACUCAUGGAGAAGAUAAUAAAUUGUAAAAUGGAAGAUCUGGAAGAUUAUUACGGCUUGCUUGGGUGCGAUGAGUCGUCAACGACUGAACAAAUUAUGGCAGAGUAUAAAGUGAGAGCCCUGUCUUGCCACCCUGACAAACAUCCGGAAAAUCCUGAAGCAGCACAAGACUUUCAAAAGUUACAACAGGCCAAAGAUGUUCUCACAGAUGAGACCAAAAGAAGAAAAUAUGAUUACUGGUUGAGAAGUAGCAUCACUGUUCCAUUCAGGGAAUGGCAGGCCUUGAGUGACACAGUUAAAAUUUCAAUGCAUUGGGCCCUUAAAAGCAAAAAGGAGCCAAUGCUAAAAGCAGCAAAAGACACACCUGAAUUCCAAGCUGGUCAGUCAGAAACUCAAGUGCCAAUAGAGGGGAAUUCAUCCGAUGAAGAACUCUCUUCCAGUGGUUAUUGGCAUCACAAAUUUCGGUGUGCGGGUGAUCCUCCUUCAGCCCUCUUGAAAAAGUUUAGAAAUUAUCAAAUAUGAAGAAUUAUAAGCUAUAAACUCAAUAUUUGGCACUCCUAUUGAAAUUUGUGGUUUUGACAUAUAUAAAUGAAAUAAUUUUGUGAAUUGUUUCAUAUUGUGGAAUAAAGUAUGGCUAUUGUCCUCA